UUAUUUUUUGACGACUGUCAAGGGACCCAAAAGGUUUCGAAUAAAAUAUCUGCUACGUGUAAAAUAAAUUUAAGGGAGUAAUUAUAUUAAAUCUAAGGAUGUGGAGCAUACGACCAGUACUGAACACCAUCCGGCGUUCUAGAGUAGUCGGUCGUCGCUACUGCUUCCACGAUACUCUGGACCAGUUGACUGGAAUAGAGAAGCGAGAACUACUGGCGCAUCUUGCCGGUGACUGUGACCCUUUCAGAAUGCUGGCUAUUAAAAAAGGUCCAGGCACGUGGCAGUGUCCAAAUUUGAUACCGAGCGCGAAUGACAAAAGGUUGGUGUGCUGCCUAUGCGACCCCAACGAUAUGCACGUGAAGUUCAUGUGGCUGCACAAGAACCAACCAAAACGUUGCUACUGUGGAUUUUGGUUUAUGCUUUGCCCUGUUGCGCCUUUAUAGCUUUUUACAUUAGCCCUGCAUAAAUUAGGACACGCGUAUCAUUGUUGCUACUUAAACUUACACAUGAGCCAUUCCAUUUUACGAUUCAAGGACUUCAGUGCACAAUGGUACUAGUCCGCUACCGAAACCGACGCAGCAAAACCAUGUACCUAUAUGCGACGUUGCCAAUUUUCCAUCACACAGCACGUUGCCGUUGCCGCACCUUCAGUAUUUGUUUCGUUAUUCUGUGGUCGUAUUUAUUUUACUUAAUUUUUAUUUAACUAAGUCGAUUUAAAUAUAAUGUAGAAGCUCAACUACGAGACGUUCAUGCGUAUAGUAUAGGAGAGACUCUACUAAUGGGUCAAAACUUUAGAAUCGUUAGAAAACACACGUAAAGCUGCGAGAUGUGAAUGCGAGUUCAAAUUUACAUUUAAUAUUAUGUCAAAUCGGUAAUUUAUUGAUGUAGGUAUAAUAAAAACAGAACAUUGCUGCAAACUCAAACAGUGGCGAUGUAGACGGUACCUGUCUACAAGAAACCGAAGUACUGAUAUUCGUAAGAACUGUAUUGUCACUAUUAUUGGUAGAAUGGGGCCUAACAUCAGUUGGACCAUAGUUGACCAUCUCCUCGUGCCGUCAUUUGUUCUCAUUUAAAGAAGCUUCCAUUAAAAUAUCAAUCUGCAGGGCAAAAAUCUGCUGAUUUUGUUAAAAUCUGUGGAUUAUUCAUCAGUUUGUAAUGUACGCGUGUCUUUAGGUUUGAUCUCGAUGUGUGUGUGUGAUUAUGCUAUUGUUUAUAACCAGAGUGCGGUAAAAUGGAAUUUUAAAUUCAUAUAUUAAAUAUAUAUAAUAUUAUAAUAAAUA
Leptidea sinapis is the source of this 1280-nucleotide messenger RNA. RefSeq names its product cytochrome c oxidase subunit 5B, mitochondrial-like. Gene Ontology annotation, biological process: mitochondrial electron transport, cytochrome c to oxygen. The transcript is spliced from 3 exons. The record is from RefSeq and is a predicted model, not a curated record. Bases 99 to 443 code for a protein of 114 amino acids. Gene Ontology annotation, cellular component: mitochondrial envelope. Lineage: Eukaryota; Metazoa; Arthropoda; Insecta; Lepidoptera; Pieridae.